AUGAGAAGUCGGAGUGGAAGACUGCUCGAGAACAAGACCAAAGUUGGAUUCAGGCAAUCGACUGAGGAUAGUAAUGACAAUCAUUACCUGGAUAUCAGCAGUGAGGGUAGGAGUGGCAGUGAAGAGAACCGAUUGAAGGAAGGAAGUUCAUCCUUGGAAUCGAUCAGCCAAGUUGGCCAUGAAGGAUUUGCAAAUAAAAAUGGAGAGGUUUAUCCCAAACCAGCUUGUCCAGUAUUUCAGUACUUUGAGAAGGAUCCACCCUAUGGAAGAGAGCCAUUGAUUGAUAAGGAAAAUGAUAUAUCAGUUCUUGCAAGUAAAUUUCGAAACCUGAAAGCAUACAACAGCUGUGAUAUGCUACCUUCUAGCUGGAUGUCUGUUGCCUGGUACCCAAUUUACAGAAUUCCAAUAGGUCGCACGUUAAAGGAUUUGGAUGCCUGUUUUUUGACAUUCCACUUCUUGGCUACUCCUAAAAAUAGUGUCAAUCCAUCUUCAGUGGUUCUUGGCUCCAUUGGUAACAAGAUUGUCGGGAACUCCAAUGACCGGCCUGUGAAGCUAUGCUUGCCUGUUUUUGGUCUGGCUUCGUAUAAGUUCAGAAGUUCUGUUUGGACAUCUUCUAGCCUGCAUGAAGGGCAGCGUGCAAGCUCGUUAUUGCAAGCUGCAGACGAUUGGCUUCGCCUCCAACAAAUCGAUCAUCCUGACUAUUGCUUCUUUUUUCACAUGCCAACACAUUUAGGACUUAGGUGUUGA
Molecule: messenger RNA, 747 nt
Organism: Zingiber officinale
Lineage: Eukaryota; Viridiplantae; Streptophyta; Magnoliopsida; Zingiberales; Zingiberaceae
Exons: 5
Coding region: 1-747 (248 amino acids)
Source: RefSeq, a predicted model, not a curated record